Chenopodium quinoa (quinoa) is the source of this 1386-nucleotide messenger RNA. Its product is annotated as LRR receptor-like serine/threonine-protein kinase GSO1. The coding region runs from base 1 to 1386 and encodes 461 amino acids. Lineage: Eukaryota; Viridiplantae; Streptophyta; Magnoliopsida; Caryophyllales; Amaranthaceae. Gene Ontology annotation, molecular function: protein binding. The transcript has a single exon. The record is from RefSeq and is a predicted model, not a curated record.
AUGUCUAAUAAUAAUAUUACAGGAAAGCUUCCAAAUCUAUCACAUCCUAUAUUUGAUCAUUGGCGUCCACUCGAAGUAGAUUUGAGUUUCAACUCUUUCGAGGGCACAAUACCUUCAUUCCUAGGAAAUGUUUCAUCUUUGAAGCUCAAUAACAACAAGUUUUCAAAUCCAAUUCCUUUGUUGUGCCCAAAAUCAAAAAUCGUUCUUCUUGACUUAGACUUGUCUAACAACUUGUCGUCAGGAGAACUUCCAGAUGAUUGUUGGGAGAAUAUGGAUGAACUGUCAUAUCUAAACUUGGAAAGCAACCAAUUUUCAGGAAAGUUACCACAAUCUAUAGGGGCCAUUAAACAACUUCAGUCGUUUCGAUUGUGUGAUAAUACUUUUUCAGGAGUCCUACCCAUUUCAUUAUGGAACUGCUCUUCUUUAGUCAUUCUUGACAUAGGAGAUAACCAAUUUUCCGGGAUCAUACCCCCGGAAAUAGGAAAUCUUCGAAGUCUCGUUGAUUUAAACUUAAGGAAAAACAGAUUAGUCGGAAAAAUACCAUCAACCCUUUUUACAUUAUCAAGCCUACAAAUUUUGGAUCUCUCCGGAAAUAGGCUCACAGGAACAAUCCCAAAGUCCAUCUAUAAUUUAACAGGAAUGAGUAACAAAACAAUUUUUUUGCCAAAUUCUACCAUUAUUUCUUCACAUAAAAGUUUUACUAAGUAUCCUCAUUAUGCUGCAUGGGUCAAGUGGAAAAGAGUACAACAGAAAUUUGGAAAUUUAUUGGGACUUGUUAAAUCAUUUGAUGUUUCCAACAAUAAUCUUCAAGGAGAAAUUCCUAGUGAGAUAUCAUAUCUUGGCGGUUUAGUCUCCUUAGACUUGUCGAGAAACAAAUUCAGUGGAACCAUCACGUCGAAUAUUGGCCAGCUAACGUCUCUAGAAUUCCUCGAUUUGUCAAACAAUCGUUUUUGUGGAGAGAUUCCAAUGAGCUUUGUAAAUUUGAGCUACCUUGGCAUCUUGGAUUUGUCAAAUAACAACUUAUCCGGGAGAAUUCCACUAGGAACUCAAUUGCGAGGUUUUGAUGCUUCAUACUAUAUGGGGAACCCUGGACUUUGUGGAGAGCCUCUUCCAAAGACUUGUCCGGGAGAUGAAGCAUUUAACAAGUCGCGUGAUGGAGAAGAUAUAGAGCUCACUCGACAAGACAAAGAUGAUGAAGAAGGUGUUUUUUCUCUAGGCUUGUACAUAAGCGUGGUGCUUGGUUUUAUCUUUGGAUUUUGGGGAGUUUAUGGCACCUUAGUGCUCAAAACUUCAUGGAGACAGGCCUAUUUUCGAUGCGUUGAUAGCAUCAAAGACCGAUUCUAUGUCAUUAUUGCUGUGAAUCUAGCAAGAGUUUCCAAGGCUUGA